Molecule: messenger RNA, 948 nt
Organism: Poeciliopsis prolifica (blackstripe livebearer)
Lineage: Eukaryota; Metazoa; Chordata; Actinopteri; Cyprinodontiformes; Poeciliidae
Product: olfactory receptor 2AT4-like
Exons: 1
Coding region: 1-948 (315 amino acids)
Biological process (GO): G protein-coupled receptor signaling pathway
Cellular component (GO): membrane
Molecular function (GO): olfactory receptor activity; G protein-coupled receptor activity
Source: RefSeq, a predicted model, not a curated record
AUGUCAGAGGGGAAUAAAAGCAGAGUAACUGAAUUCAUACUUACUGGAUUUCCUGGACUCCAUCCACAAUAUUACGGUCUCGCUUCUGCUGUAUUAUUCUUAGUCUAUGUGGUAACUGUGAAAGCAAAUGCUGCAGUUUUUUUCUUAUUUGCAACCAACAAGAGUCUUCACAAACCAGUGUACUACAUCAUUUUAAAUGUGUCUGCCUGUGACCUUCUCUUUAGCACAACAACGUUACCUAAAAUCAUCAGUAGAUACUGGUUUCAAUCAGGGAGCAUUUCUUUUACUGCUUGUUUUGUCCAGAUGUACCUUGUUCACUAUUUGGGUUCAGUAAAUUCUUUCAUAUUUUCACUGAUGGCUUUUGAUAGGUACUGUGCUGUUUGCCAUCCACUCCAAUAUACAGCUAUUGUUACAAAAUUCACAGUCCAUAUCCUCAGUGUGACUGCAUGGAUUAUUGCUAUUGCAUCCCCUUUAAUGAUGGUGAUUAGAGCAUAUCCUCUUCCUUACUGUGCAUCAAACAUAAUCAAUCACUGUUACUGUGAUCAUAUUGGAGUAACAGUUCUGGCCUGCACAGACAGAGCCCCUUAUUCUUUUCCUGCUUUUGUGGGUGCAAUGAUUACACUGUUAGGACCUCUGGCCUUUAUACUUUUCUCAUACUGCUCAAUAUUUAUAGAAAUAAGUAAGGUAACAAAUUUGGGAAACUGUGGAAAGUCUCUGUCAACAUGUAGUACUCAACUGAUAAUAAUCUCACUUUAUUAUGUACCUCGAUGUUUUGUGUAUUUUGCUGGUCAAGUGGGGAUUCAGUUUAGUGCUGAUCUACGAAUAGUAAUCAUAAUGCUUUAUAGCCUUGUCCCUCCAAUGAUAAACCCACUUAUAUAUUGCCUAAGAGCUAAAGACAUCAGAAAGUGUUUGAUGAAACAGUUUAACAUAGAAAAGUUCAGGUUUUAG